AGGGGGCGCUCUCACUCGACCGUUGUUCAUAUGUCGUGGUUACCCUUGCGUGCACCACAAGCACGUAUGCGUUAAGUAUCACUGCUCGAAAGUGCACCAGGGUCAGUUGCACAAAAACUGCUUUCUAUCCAGUUCCGCGCAAGAUUUUGUCCCGCGGAGAGUCACUCCGAGCGUUCCCACGUACAGCAUCCAGCCUAUGGGCGAUAUCAUGAGCCACGGGAUAUCGUCCGCCAAUUGACGUUGCUUCGAAUUGUCCAAGUUAUUAAGCACACACUUUCGUCAUCAAGCAAGACGUCCGAAUUUCCGUAGUUUCGGAACCUACAAUUUUCCUCUUUACUGGCUCUAUGGAAGAUUUUGCGACACGGUGAUGUCGAGCUCAAAAAGCUGAGUAACUUUUAGCGCCAACCAAAAAGGACAAAACGCAAUCAAUUUGCUCGACGUUCUGUAUAGUACAUCGGUCUUCAGUAGAACGUGCUUCACGUGUGUUCCCACUGAGAAAACGACGCACCGACGUUUCGCUCUCUUAGUCCUCUAUAUAUCCUAUUGCCCGAGACAUGUUUGUGCAACUCUCUUCGGAGUAUUCGUCACUGUCGUCGCAAUUCAAUGUUCUACUGGCGCGAGUAUCACCCUGGCUGGUCGCCCUCCUCGCAUGGGCCUUCGUGGUCAGGCCGCUGGUGCAGUGGCUCAAGAUAUGGGUGGCUCUGAGGCCUAUACCGGGCCCUUGGGACGGCAUUCCUUUUUGGUUCUCCGUAAAGGCCUACUGGACCCACCGGAAGAUAAUCGGGCUCAAGGACGCGACCGCCGGUUUCUUGACUAUUGUGAACGAGCUGACCCGACAGUACCAAUGGAAAACGUUCAAGGUGUAUCUCGGCCCGAUGCCCGUGGUCAUCAUUCAUACUCCAGAUGCGGCUGAGACUCUACUGACGAGCAAAGAAAACUUCCGGAAACCUUUCGUAUACAGGUUCCUGUCAAGCUGGCUUGGCCCGCAUAACCUGGUGACGGCUACUGGCGACAUAUGGCGAUUCAAGCGGCGCCUGUUCACGCCGGCGUUCCACUUUCGAGUGUUGGAGAACUACAUAUGCCACUUCAACGAGAACGGCAACGUGCUCAUCAAGAAACUUGAAAAGCACAUCGACGAGAAGCCGGACGAAGCCCUGGCAACCUUCCCGCUCAUGCAGCACCUGACGCUCGACAUCAUCGGCCGAGUGUCCAUGGGAACGGUACUUGGCAUGCAGACCGACUCGGGCAACCCCUUCGGAAAAAACCUCAACAGAUUAUCCUUUAUGGUAGUCUUGCGGGGCUUCAGGCCAUGGAUGUGGAUACAGCAAAUAUACGACUUCACGUACGAAGGAAAGGUAUUCAGAGAGACUCUCCUUGACAUGGAGAAAUUUAGCAUGUCGGUGAUGCAACAGCGCAAAGAAAAACUACAGGAAAUGGAACUGAGUAACGAAGGCGAUGAUGAGGGCGCUAAUGAUGAAAAUGAUGACGAUGAAGAUGGAAACAGCAAACCCAUUGGGAAGGAGUCCAUUGUACUCGACUACCUGCUCAAAAAGCACCUAGAAGAGAGCAGUUACACCAUCGACGAGGUCAAGAAGGAUAUCGACACCAUUAUAUUUGGAGGAAACGACACGACUACAUCUGCAAUGAGCUGGGCUUUUUACCUUCUUGGACUACACCCGGACAAGCAGGCCAAGGUGCACGCAGAGUUGGACGAAGUCUUCGGUACUGACCGUGACCGGGACGUGACGAAGGCUGACGUCAACCAGCUCAAAUAUCUCGAGUGCUGCAUCAAGGAGACUCUUCGCCUGUUUCCUUCAAUACCACUGAUUGGGAGGCACUUAGAAGAAGAUUUAGUUAUCGACGGCUACCGAAUUCCGAAAGGUGCCAAUGUCUACAUCAACCUGUUCAGCUUACAUCAGAACCCGAAGUAUUUCAAGGACCCGGAAUCGUUCAUCCCCGAGAGGUUCCUGACAGAGGAGUUCACCGCACGCCACCCAUAUUCCUACCUUCCUUUCUCUGGAGGGCCCAAGAACUGCAUAGGUCAGCGAUUUGCCCUUUUGGAAUCUAAGGUGAUCAUGGCUAAACUGCUGCUGAAGUUUUCGGUCGAGUCGACUCGCCCGCUCGACCAGCUGCGAGUGAGCUAUGAGAUCAUCGUAAAAGCCCGUGGUGGCCUGCGCGUCUGGUUUCGGAGGCGUCCUCCAAUCAGCGAUAAGUGGCAGGCGUCAAGGACGUGAAGACUGGACCUUUUUUUUAAGAAUUAUAUGCAUUUUGUAUGUGACUAUUAUAUGUGCCACGUUACUAUUUGUACGUCUUUGCAUUAUUUUUGUGCCAUGUCAAAAUAUAUGCGACACAAUUUUUUCCCUAUUUUUGCCUGUGCGUGUAUUCGAGCUUAAGUAAAAUAAAUCACCUUUAACGUGAAGA
This is a messenger RNA of Rhipicephalus microplus (southern cattle tick), 2421 nucleotides long. RefSeq names its product cytochrome P450 4V2. Gene Ontology annotation, molecular function: oxidoreductase activity, acting on paired donors, with incorporation or reduction of molecular oxygen; monooxygenase activity; heme binding. Lineage: Eukaryota; Metazoa; Arthropoda; Arachnida; Ixodida; Ixodidae. The record is from RefSeq and is a predicted model, not a curated record.